Molecule: messenger RNA, 1402 nt
Organism: Jatropha curcas
Lineage: Eukaryota; Viridiplantae; Streptophyta; Magnoliopsida; Malpighiales; Euphorbiaceae
Source: RefSeq, a predicted model, not a curated record
UUUCCAAGUUGAUCCCUCUCUCCGCCAGCCGCCAAGGUAAAUAGCAAAAUAUUUAGGGCAAGCAAGUGGAAGUGCCUGCGUUUCCAGCAAAAGAGAGCUCGCAUGAUAUUGUCUUGUUCUGCAGCAGCAUCCUGGGAUACUCGUCUCUGCUGACUCGCUGCCCAGAUUCAAAUCAUUCAGUCAAACUCGCUUCGCUUUCAUGGGUCUCUUCAUUUCUUCGCUUAGACAUCUCUAUCGGUAACGGGUCACUCUCAAUUCGUCACAAUCCCACUCUCAAUAAGAGAAAUGGAAGAAUCGAUGGAAAAUGAAAGGCCAAGGCCACUUUCUCAAGAUAUUAGACGUUAUUUCUGUGAUUACUGUGGAAUUUGUCGAUCUAAGAAAUCUCUUAUCACUUCUCACAUGGAAAUUCACCACAAGGAGCAGAUGAAGGAGGAAAAAGAUAAAAAUGAAGAAACUGAGGGUAUUAAGUCUAAUACUUGCGAAGAAUGUGGUGCCAGUUUCAAGAAACCUGCAUAUCUUAAACAACAUAUGCAAAGUCAUUCCAUUGUGAGGCCAUAUGUGUGCUUGGUUGACGAUUGCCAUGCCAGCUACAGAAGGAAGGACCACUUAACUCGCCACCUUCUUAAGCAUGAAGGAAGGCUUUUUAAGUGUCCUAUUGAGAAUUGUGACCGUCAGUUUGUUUUCCAAGGCAAUGUGAAAAGGCAUGUUAAUGAGUUUCAUAGUCAGAAGUCCCCCUCAACCGAUGUUGGUGAGAAGAAGUAUGUUUGCCAAGAAUCCGGGUGUGGAAAGGUGUUCAGAUAUUUGUCAAAGCUGCAAAAACAUGAGGAUUCUCAUGUUAAAUUGGAUUCGGUGGAGGCAAUUUGUGCAGAACCAGGCUGUAUGAAGCAUUUUUCCGAUGUUCAAUGCCUUCAGGCACACGUCCAAUCAUGCCACACAUACAUGACUUGUGAGAUUUGUGGGACAAAGCAGUUGAAAAAGAACUUAAAGAGACAUCUACGCACCCAUGAAUCAGGUGGUGGUUCCAUGGAGAGAAUUAAAUGUCAUUUCGAGGGUUGUCGCAAUGCAUUUUCUAAUAAAACAAAUCUUAAUCAGCAUGUGAAGGCUGCUCAUCUUGAAGUCAGACGUUUCACCUGUGGGGUUCCAGGUUGUGAUAUGAGAUUUGCAUACAAACAUGUCAGAGAUAGACACGAAAAAUCUGCUUGUCAUGUCUACACUGCUGGUGAUUUUGAAGAUUUUGAUGACCAAUUCAGGUCAAGGCCACGAGGUGGGAGGAAGAGGGAGUGCCCAACUGUGGAUAUACUUUUGCGCAAGAGGGUUCUUCCACCUUCUGAUUUGGACGAGUGCUGCUCUUGGUUUCAGUCAAUAGGGAGUCAGGAGCAGUUGUGAAUAUAACUCUAUUUCU